This is a messenger RNA of Didymodactylos carnosus, 1290 nucleotides long. Lineage: Eukaryota; Metazoa; Rotifera; Eurotatoria; Philodinida; Philodinidae. The record is from the annotation of a GenBank genome assembly.
AUGUUAAACGGCAACAGUAUCAAUCAUUUUUGUAAUAAAAAAGUGAAUAAUAAUAAUUCAACAAAUAAAAAUAAUAAUAUUAAAAUGGGUAGGAAAAAAAUUCAAAUACAACGAAUUGUCGAUGAACGUACUCGUCAAGUUACAUUUACAAAACGAAAAUUUGGUUUAAUGAAGAAGGCCUAUGAAUUAUCGGUACUUUGCGGAUGUGAAAUUGCUUUGAUUGUAUUCAAUAGUAAUAAUCGAUUGUUUCAAUAUGCGAGCUCUGAUAUGGACAAAGUCUUAUUACGAUAUGCUGAAUAUAAUGAACCACACGAAUCAUGCACGAAUACAGAAAUUAUUGAAAUAUUGCACAAAAAACAUCAAAAUUCUAAAAAUAUUGAAAGCGAAGAUGAACUCGGAAGUGAAUCGGAUUAUACGAUGACACCAAUAAUUUCUGAUCAUUUACAGAAAAUAGAAAAUAAUGUAGAUAUGACACAAGAUUUAGAGCAAGCAUUUACGGACACAGUGAACAGUUUAUUAGUUAAUAGCAAUUUAACUUUUGCUCAACCAGUAAAUAAUGAGCAAAAUUUUUUAAAUACCAUGGGAACAUCGUCAUCCCAAUUUCAAUUUCUAUCAUCGUUUCAACAAGAAUUAGGUAAUUGUAAUGCAUCAGGAAAUAACAAUAACGUACAUUUAAAUAAAAUCGACUCAAAUAAUACAUUUCAAACACCAAAAGUAGUUGGCUUAAGUAUGUAUAAUAAAUCUCCAGUACAAUCACCAUCAAUAGUUAAUCGACAACCAAUUGCUGUGAAUAAUAUCAUGAAUCAAACUCAAUCUAAUACAGGAACAUUAAUGACUGUUUCACCGGAUAUGACUGUGUCCGCUAUAGAUAUAUCUACUCUAGCAUCUCAAUUAACAUCAAAUUUUUUAGCAUAUAUAACCAAUUUAAAUCAGCAAUCGAAUACUGCUCAAUUACCAAUAGGCCUUAUCAAUCGAGAACCAACAACAACAACAACAACAACUCCAAUAAUGAUUACAAAUACUCCAAAUAUUGCACAGCAAAUGAAUGGUGGCAUCACUCAACAAUUAAAUGUCACAAAUUCUUCCAAUCCUACUACAGUCACUGUUCCAAGAACAAUCAACAUCAAACAAGAACCAAAAACACCAAUUUUAUAUACAACGUCAAAUAGUCCAACAUAUACGACAACUAUAACAAAUGGAAUACGUAGUGCUAACACUGAUUAUAAUAAUUAUCAACCAAAUCUCAAACAUCCUCGUUUAUCAUUAUGGCCAUCUGGAGCACUUACAUAA